Molecule: messenger RNA, 2634 nt
Organism: Plenodomus lingam JN3
Lineage: Eukaryota; Fungi; Ascomycota; Dothideomycetes; Pleosporales; Leptosphaeriaceae
Source: RefSeq, a predicted model, not a curated record
AUGACGGACACAAAGAGCACUACAGGGCAGCGCCUGACCCAAAUUAAAGACUUCUUGACCAUGAACAAGACGGCAACUACCAUACCAUGGGACCCAAAUAGCACCAUCUUUCCAACCCGCAAGGAGUUGCCUCAGAUUGCCGGAGCACCUGCAGAAGCUGCUUGGGUCUGGGGAGAUGAUGACAACAUUGGUCGACUCAACCUUCUUACGCCAAGUCGUGUCGCAGCUGCAGCCAAGGAGAUUAGAAGUGGCGAAAUUGUGCCCGUCAACUUGCCUUUGAAUGUCCCAGGUACUCCAGCAUUUGGACGCGAGGUCUUUCAGCAUGAAAUCAAGACUUUAGUGGAAGGAAUUGCUUACGAUGAUAUUUAUCAUCUCAAUACCCAAAGUGGCACACAGUGGGACGGCUUUCGCCACUUUGCCCAUGUUCCAAGUGGAUCCUUUUACAAUGGCGCAAGUGCCAAGGGUAGUGAUAUAACAGGCCCAACCGCCAAUCAUAAGUGCUCGAUUCACCACUGGGCUGAGCAUGGUAUAGCUGGUCGAGGUAUCUUGCUCGACUACAGAGGCUAUGCGCAUAAGAAGGGUAUCAACUACGAUCCAUUCGACUACUAUCCUAUCUCAUGGGAGGAGCUGUACCAAUGUGGCAAAGACCAAGGUGUCGACAUUCGACCCGCGGCUCAGGGCGGUGACAUCAAACUUGGUGAUAUGCUCUUCAUUCGGAGCGGCUGGAAGGAGGCAUAUGACAGCAAGAGUGACGAGGAACGGACCAGGGCAGCAACACGCCACGGUAGCGGAAAGGAUGGUGAAGACGGCUUACGGUACGCGGGUGUGAGUCAAGAGCAAAAGAUUCUCGAUUGGCUGCACGAUUGCUACUUUGCCUCCGUUGCUGGCGAUGCGCCUGCGUUUGAGGCAUGGCCUACGCAUGAGGAUUAUCACCUGCACGAAUACAUCUUGGCGCUCUGGGGUAUGCCACUGGGUGAAAUGCUGGAUCUGGAAAAGCUAGCAAAGACGUGCCGCGAGAAGAACAGAUGGUUCUUCUUCUUUUCUUCUGCACCUGCAAACUGUCCAGUGCACGUGUGUUCGCGUCUACGCCAAGUCAAAGGUAGCGCGACACAGUUGGCCCAGCCCUCACGACCCAACGCAUCGCCAUCUAGGCAGACUGCAACGCAUCUUAACGUGAUGCUGCCCGAGGAAAUUAUUGCACAGCUUAAUGCCGAAUUUCAGUGUCGUGAAGAACAAAUUCAGCAUCUUGCAGCGCUGUACGCCGCACAUCUACCUUCACCACCCUUUGUCAACAUAUACGGCCUAACUGCAACUGGAAAAUCGACGUUAUUACGCUCCUACUUUCAGCUCUCGCGAAUAGCACACACCAUUGUCAACGUGCGAGAAUGCAUCACCAUCCGGCAUGUCCUGGAGCGCGUCGUUGUAGCGAGUUUGGAUGCGCUCGACGAGACUAGCAAGGAGAGAAUCGAUAGACGGCCCUAUGCGCGGACAGAGAAUUUGAGCGCGCUGUGUGUCAAUCUUGGUAAACUACUCGAUGGACGUGGCAAGUUCGUGCUGGUACUGGACGCCGUGGACAAAUUGAGGGAAGGAGGUAUACCAAAUCUAUCCCUGAUCCUCACCACCACCCUCGCCCUAUCUCCAUCAAUCCUCCACUCCACCACCAUCGCCUCUAUCCCCUUCCCUCCUUACGACCGCACUCAACUCCUCACAAUCCUCGGCGCCCACCCCCCCAAAAUCUUCGAGUCUCCACCAUCGCUCGAACAGUUUCCCGAUUACACCCCCGACCUCGCCGCCGAAGACGACGCAUGGCUCUGGUCCCGCUUCCUUCAAGCCGCAUACGACUCCUUAUCCAAACACACAGGCCGCGACCUGACCAGCUUCAAACGCUGCGCCACUCGUCUCUGGCGACCGUUUGUAGAACCUUUCGUUUGCUGCCAAUUCGGUACACUCGACUUUUCAAGAUUGAUGGUCAACAGACACCAUCUGUUUCAACUACAUGACUGGGCACUCGACCGCAUCAUCACCAGCAUCGACAACCCCUCUAACACAACUCUUGCAACAGCAACAGCAACAGCAACAGCAACAGCACCCGCCACCACAUCCACAGAACCCCCACCCCGCACUCCGAGUAAAACGCGCGGAGUCCCAACAAAACUCCCCCUCCAACACCUCCCAUACUACACCACCCACCUCCUCAUCGCCGCCUACCUGGCUUCCUACAACCCCGCCCGCACAGACACAACCUACUUCAUGAAGCACACAGAUAAGCGCAAAAACCGGCGCCGUGGCGGCGCCGCCUCGCUUUCCACUGUAACCGGCAAACGCAGCGGCACGAAGCACCGCAAGAUCAGCCGGCAUUUGCUCACGCCCAGUCCGUUUCCGCUGGAUCGGCUGCUUGCGAUUUUCAGGGCCCUCCUGCAGGAUGGCGGUGUACCGCAGGUGGCGGAUCUGUUGACGCAGGUUGCUACGCUGGGAAGUCUGAGGCUGUUGGUUCGGGCGGGUGGGGUCGGGAGCGGUGAUGCUUUGGAGGCGGGCGGAAGGUGGAGAGUUAAUUUUAGUUGGGAGUAUGCGAGGGCAUUGGGGAGGAGUGUGGGGAUUGAGGUGGGUGAGUAUCUUGUUGGCGGGGUGGAUUGA